Halichondria panicea is the source of this 805-nucleotide messenger RNA. Its product is annotated as recombination repair protein 1-like. Lineage: Eukaryota; Metazoa; Porifera; Demospongiae; Suberitida; Halichondriidae. Gene Ontology annotation, biological process: base-excision repair. The record is from RefSeq and is a predicted model, not a curated record. The transcript has 8 exons. Gene Ontology annotation, molecular function: endonuclease activity; DNA binding; phosphoric diester hydrolase activity. Gene Ontology annotation, cellular component: nucleus. Bases 1 to 597 code for a protein of 198 amino acids.
AUGGGUUCAUGGUUCCCUGCUAGGGGUCAACGGAGGUUAUCAGAAAUCAGCAGAAAUCCAAGUCAUGCCAAAAGAGAAAGGGGCAAGGAAAACAAAACGAACUGGGAUGGUAUCAAGUGGAAUGAAUUAGGACAAACUAAAGACUGGAGAUUAUGGACCAAUAAAUUUAGCUCGUGGAAUGUGAAUGGAAUCAGAGCAUGGAUAAAGAAUGGUGGUCUGGAGUACAUUGCAAGGGAAGACCCAGACAUAUUCUGUGUACAAGAAACCAAGUGUAUUGAGAAAGAGCUUCCUAUGAACCAGCUCGGUAUUCCUGGCUACCACGUCUACUGGCACUCUGCUGAGAAGAAAGGCUACAGCGAUUUGAAGAACCCCAAGACAAACGCAAAGACAGCUGGUUUCACGCCUGAGGAGAGACAGGACUUCACAGAGCUACUGGAGGAGGGUUUUGUGGACACCUUCCGUCACCUGUAUCCCGACCUCGCUGGAGCAUACACUUACUGGUCAUACAGGUUCAACGCCAGAGCCAAGAACACUGGCUGGAGACUGGAUUAUUUCGUGGUGUCUGAGCGGCUCCUCCCUCAUGUGACUGAUUCGUAAGGAGGUGUUUGGGAGUGAUUAUUGCCCAUUGGUGAUUGGACUGACUGACCACGCCCACAAGAGAAUGACGAACACUGAAUUGAUUGACUAUCACUAGCAUUUAGCCAUUAUACAACCCAAUGUUUGCAUCAGAUUUAAUAACAUAAUAACAACAGUAAUUAAGAUAAUACAAAGUCAUGAAUAAUACGUGCAAACAAAAUUUAAUUAC